Molecule: messenger RNA, 2622 nt
Organism: Danio aesculapii
Lineage: Eukaryota; Metazoa; Chordata; Actinopteri; Cypriniformes; Danionidae
Gene: c12h10orf90
Product: chromosome 12 C10orf90 homolog
Exons: 12
Coding region: 168-2312 (714 amino acids)
Biological process (GO): regulation of centriole replication
Cellular component (GO): centrosome; cytosol; centriole
Source: RefSeq, a predicted model, not a curated record
GUUUUCGACUGGCGCACACACACAUUUAUAGUCAUGGCUGAGAGGAGACAGCACCAGCGGCCCCACAGAAGGAGACUUGGAAGGAAAGCUGGGAUUGUUUCACUGUUUUCGCCUCUUGAAGUCAGACCGUGUCGUCUUCUAUAGAGCCGCGUGACACAGAGUUUAUAAUGGCGGACGUGAAGCCUGAGGGCUGGCGGCGGCUCCUUCAGCCUCAUGAUGCAUCUGGCAAAAACAGCAUGAGCUUCCUCCGCAGGUCCUCAUCAUGGAGGAGGCCUGGAGAGCGAGGUUAUUAUGAGGGCCCCACGGCGCAGGUGAAUGAGCCCCCUCGCGGAGCUCGUCCUCAGAGCUGCAUUGAAGGUGGCAGGAUGGACAAAUGGCUUCAAACACUAGAGAGACUUCAAUCCCGCCGGCUUCAGAAACAAGUACCUGAGUUUUCCGACUGGACCGUGUCUAUGCCGGCUCUCCCGAACGAAAUGACAGGAAGUAACCCACUCUGUCUGGAUCUGAACUCUCUUCGCAGAAAGAAUCAGACACCAAGUGCUUGUUCCAGUGUUUGUGAAAGCUCCCUGAGCAGCAUGGAGUCUGUUCACAUUAAGCCUGUUCCCAGUGCUGAAAAAGCAAAUUUCUGUGCUCUCGCUCCUGUUCGAUUCGGCUGGCUGCCCAUACAAAGACACGUGAUCCUGACGGACGCCCCCAACAACCGACAGGACAACAGCAGGUGUCAGCAGAAACUGAAGUCUCCCAUUACUCCAGUGUUGCUCAGCUCUCCUGCCAAACACAGACCAAGACCAAUCGAUGGAGAACCCAAGAGAGCUGACCCUGCAGGCUUCAGAUACUGGAGGACAGCUGAAAAAAACACACCAGUUCUCCAGCAGGCUUCGGGAUCCGUGAGCUCAGAGGGAGGACCAAACAGACCACAGGCCUGGAAUCCCAAAAACAGCAAGGUGGACAUGAGCCAGUCUCAUCCUGACAACACGCUUCCAAAACAUCCCAUACAGCGACGUGGAAGUGCACCAGAGUCCUUCAGCUCCUCCAUAUCAUCCAUUACAAUCACUUCCAAGAAGGUCACACACACUUCCAGCUCUCCAAACUCUACAAACUCCCUCAACGUUGACCGAAGGAAACCCCUAGUAGUCAAAGUCACCGAACAGCAGAUAAAAACAACCAAUCAGCCUGCCGUUUCAAAUCUUGAACUAAAUGACCACGGUGUAGUAUUGAGAAGAAAAGCCACUAUUGUGAAAAUGACCGAACAGAGAGAAGAGUUCAGGCGAGGGAAUCCUAAAUACAGACACAGCUACACUGAAGGACUCAAAAACUCAGCUAUUAAUCAACCUAAGGUCGAUCCAUCGCCACUAAACCAAGCGUUAACUGUAUCUCUAGAGCCUGGAGGAAACCAGUGGAGAUCUAGUUUAUCUCUUCACCUCGCCAGCCCCAACACAAUAGCAACAAACAACCCACGUCAAAGGCCUCUGAGCUGCGACGCAAGCCUGUUUAACCACACAGAUCUCACAUUUAAUGCUGUUGCAGAUCCAGCAGUGAAUAACAAGAGCUCUGCCUUUGCCCACAAGACAAAUAUUGACUGUGUUAGUUCCAGUGUUGGUGAAGCAAGAAGCCGCUCGGCCUCCAGCGGCGCAGACGGGAGAUUGAAGACUGAGGGAUUUCGGGAAUCGGUUUCAGGAGUCAGAGCGCCGCUAACACUGCUGAAAGUAUCAGAAAACUCUGAUGUGAGCGCAGAUGCAGUUCUGGCCCUGAACGCCGCUGCCGUCAUCGCUAACAUAAAGCUGCAGGUCCAGCAGAGACGAAAAUCAUCGCUCACAGCAGCAGCAGAGGACAGAGGGAAUAAUGAACACAGAGAGCCGAAAGAGGAGGCGUCUGAUAACGGCAGAAAGAAGAAAACUCCUCCAGCAGCAUCAUGUGCGGAGUUUGUCCCAUUUGAGACUGGAAAUGUUGCUCCUGAAGGACUUUCUCUCAGUGAGGCUUUGGCUCUCAGAAGGCCUGGUUUUAUCCUGCGUUCUCAGGCCAGGGUUCGAGCGGUGGAGUGCAGGAGCGAAGAAAGACAGAAAGCAGAGAUCCUGCAGGACAGAGAAAGCCUUUUGAAAUCUAAAGACAGAAGCAUCAUGGGAAAGGGGCCACAGAUGCGGUCCAGGAGGAAUUAUAACCAGCUCCCUGAAGUGAAGAAGAGAAGAGAGGAAGAGAAGAGGAAAAAAGAAGAGGAGAAAAGAAAAUUGGUAUCUCGGACCAACAGAAUGCGGGCAGAGCUUUUCAAAAAGAAACUUCUGCAGCAGAUUUUGCAGAGAGGAGGAAAUCACUGACACCGCCUUGGACUCGUGUUUCUUCUCACUCCACAGUUCUCAUGUCAGUCGUUGAAAAAUAUGACAUGACAAACGGUUAUAAAUGUGAUGGAAUAGUUCCUUUCAGAAUGAGUGUGCCUUAAACAUGAACUGUGGCUCUGCAUUACCUCUGUUCUCUCUAUACAUACUGCACAAUGCUGCUCAAAAGUUACGCUUGUGCUCAUCAAGACUGCAUUCAUUUGCUAAAAAAUACAGUCAAAACACUAAUAUUAUUUUAAUUCAAAAUAUUUCAUUCAAUAUAUUGUUUAUAUUUACGUAUAUAUCCAUUAGA